AAGAUUAUGACACUCCAGGGAAAGGCUUGCCUAUCACAGCUGUGCGUCAUCCAGUACCGUAGUUUCCGGUCUGUACGGUUCCCACUAAAUGAACGCUUCUGAACUCGCCCAGAUGAACAAGGAGACAGCAAGCGCCGUAGUAUCCCACUGAAUAAGGGGACACUGCCGGAGACUUGGGAUAAAAAAAAUAUCGUGAUCCACUGAAUAUGUCGGACUAGAGAAGGCAAUGUGCGUUGUAUGUUUUCACAUUAUUAAUUAAGCAACAGGUGGUGAAGCAAUACUUCUGGCUCGGAGUUUGGAUGUUCAUCUGCAGUCACUGAGGAAAGACACCACUGCUCCCAAUCCAUCUCCUCUGACUUUGCCCCUCACUGUUCUUUCAUCCUAGCUUGUGUGAUUAAGUAUUACUUUUCUGCUACAGUUUUUACUCCCGUAUCAGAGAGGAGCUUUGAAGUUUUCAUCCAUCACUUGUCUUUGUGCGUACUGCUGCAUGUUCAUUCAUACAGUUAGCCUGGCUUCUCUCCACGGCUCAACUGCUUGUCAGAACAGAAACUCAAUUUUCCAUCUAACGGGAGACCCCUUGACCCCUUCUCGUCAGCUCAUCUCCUCUCAUCUUCUCCCCCGCUCCGUUAUAUUUGAUCUGCGUUCAGUUUGGUAGACGAGUGGCACGGUUCCAAAAAACGAGUGAAAAGGGGGCCCGUGUACCCUACAGAAGGAGACCCGCAAACACCACCUUACUGCUCUGCAGCCAUUUUAUUCCAAGUGACCGGUUGGUGCUGCCUCUUGAAGGAACCAAACAUGUCUACCAAGGUGCCCAUCUACCUGAAGCGGGGGAGCCGUAGGGGGAAGAAGGAGAAGCUUCGAGACAUCCUGUCUUCGGACAUGAUCAGCCCGCCCCUGGGAGACUUCCGCCACACCAUCCACAUCGGCAGCGGGGGUGGGGAGAACGACCUGUUCGGAGACCUGUCCUUCCUGCAGGGGAAAUUUCACCUCCUCCCCGGGCGGCAGAGCCACCUCCCCCAGCGCCCCGGCUUGUUCGGGGACAGGUCGCACCUCAACCGCCCGGCCAGCAUGUACGGAGACCCGUCCUCCCCCGAGCGCUCGCUCCUGCUGAAGAACGCCGUCUCCCUGCCCGUCAUCGGCGGUGUCCAGGCGCUCACGCUGCCCAGGCCCGCCCCCACCCCCUCUCAAACCCAGUCUCAGAUCCCCCCGCCCAAGCCUCCCAGGCUGCACCUGGACAACAAGAACUUGACCCUUCCUCGGUCCAGGAGGGACUGCUCCCCGUACACUAUCCAGUCCUCCAAUAAGACCUCGCCUCUGACCUCUCCCCCCUCCAAAGCCUCCCCUGACGGUGAGAGAUGUGUCCUGGAGGACAAUGCCCAGGACAGGCCCUACCUGUCUCACGCCAGCUCCUUUCUCUCCUUGCACCUGGAUUUGGGGCCCUCCAUCUUGGACGAUGUGCUACAGAUCAUGGACAACCAACGCCUGGGUCUCAAUGGGGCCGGUCUGCAUGGGGGACGACAGGGGAUCUUCACCUGAGGGACUUUGUUUUGCAGCACGGUGAACAAGCCUGGCUCCCACCCCCUCAACACCUCCAAUCAAGCCUGGCUGGAUUACGUAGUGAUGGAACACUUUUGUGAAGUCCUUUUUACUUUAUUCAUUUUACCUUUAAGCCUUUUAUAUUGUAUAUUGUAUAUUGUACAACAAAAGCCAUGAGCCAUCUCCCAUGAAAACUGGUUUAUCCCGUGUAGCUCCUUAAGAGAGUUGGCCUUAAGAGGACAUUAAUAACUAGCUAAUAUAAUAUAAAACAAUAAUCAGUUAGCAGUUAGGGCAAAUGUACCUGUGGGUGACUUUAAAGUAUAUAUUUUUGUGACUGAAUAGUUUUCUGUUCUUACACACAUUGUUUAUAUUCUGUACCAUAUAAGCUACAGUUCUCCAGACCAGAAUACACUGUGAUUGAGUGGAUGUCCAACCUGUGGAGACAGACCAUGGCUGCCUUUUUUAGAUACUUAUAAAGAUCACUCCAGAGAAAAGAAAUGUAUAGCUUCUCUUAAAAAAUGAUGCGAUCUGGAUCACAUGAUGGUGAGAUCAGCGCUUUGUAUGUGGGAGGAGGGAAUAUUGAGCAUUCCACUGCCCCACACACGUUUCUUUCAAGAAGUGGUUCAUGCUCAUCUUAAUUGUUUUUAUUUUCUCGCCAAAAUGUGGUGCUCAUCUUAAUUUGUUAUAUUUUAAAUCGGACCACAAACUCUUAAUCUUGCUCAAAAUAGGAAAGACAUUUCAAGUGUAUGUUCACAGGAGAUGACACUAAAAGUGCACUGAAGUUGUUCUACUUUACACCAUUUCUAUUUAUGUCAAACACUACAGAUCACAGUGGGGCAUCUCAGUGAAGUUUUAGAUUUUUUUUCUGGAUCAAUACUAUAUAGGAUACAGUCCAUAUUAUGGAUAAUGUGAACAUAGAUUUUUCAGUUUUUAAAUUUGGGCACAGUUGAACUGCAUGACUAGAUAAGGGCAUGAAUGACUGUCAUGUAUCACUGAUGGACUUCUUUUCAGGGUGUCAUUUUUCUGUUUUGUCAAUCGGAUUCGGCAAUGAAAUCUUCCAAAUGAAGGCUCUUGCCAAUAGAGUUACUUAGUUGCCAAUGUUUGUGCAACAACUAACCGGGGGGUUUAAGGACAUGACACUUUUUGAGCACUCUUUCUCACCUGGGUGUUCUUGUCAGGACUCUGACUUUCACAUUCAUCUCUUUUGAAGGCUUACUCAAGAAAUUGUGCACUCUCACUGUUCUGUUACAUGUUAACCAACUUUAAUCUACAAUUUCCUGUAUUAUGCCUAGUUUCUGUUAUCUUUAUCAUAUUGAAUGAAGUCAGUAAAAAUCUCAAGUUGAAAAUGUUUUGCUUCUCAUCUUGAAAACUGCCGUCUGCUUGUAUUUGCAUCCUUUAUUUUGUGCCACUUUGACAGCGUUUCUUUUAUUUUCUUGCUAAGGUUUUGUGAAUACUCUGUAAUUCCAAUGACAAUUACGGCUCAAAACGGUCAAAUUAACAUCACACAAAUCAUUGUUUCUGCAUUGUAGUAACUCACUUCUUCACACACUAUUAAUUAAAAUAAUUAGGACUGUAUUUUCUUGCACUACUGUACUGUUGUAAUAUAUUUUCAAAACAUGGAGAUAUUUUCUACUUGGGCUAAAAAAACAAUGGGUUGACACUUUGAGUUAUUAUUAUUAUAAAUAAACACCCAAUUUCCUGCCCCAAA
Messenger RNA from Conger conger (European conger), 3244 nucleotides. RefSeq names its product cdc42 effector protein 2-like. The coding region runs from base 796 to 1536 and encodes 246 amino acids. The transcript has 2 exons. NCBI's taxonomy places the organism in Eukaryota, Metazoa, Chordata, Actinopteri, Anguilliformes, Congridae. The record is from RefSeq and is a predicted model, not a curated record.